GUUCGUGUUCACUCAAAGGUCGAGCUGGAGACCAACGUGUUAUCCAGAUACACGCACGUUUCCUUCCGCCAACCGCAGUGACUCGUAAUCGUAGCGACGAUUAGAGUUCGACGAACCGGUGUGAUAGCACGAGAAGGUCGCGUUCGCGAUAAGCCAAUAUACAGUUAUCAAGUGAAGUUUUGAUUGUGCCGCAAGAAAAAAAGGAUUAAUCAUGCAGAUGCACGAGCAGAUUAUCAUAGCCGAUGGGCAGGAACAGCCGAUCUCUAGGACAUAUCAGUAUCGAAAGGUGAUGAAACCGAUGUUGGAACGCAAACGUCGAGCGCGUAUCAAUCGCUGCUUGGACGAGUUGAAGGAUCUAAUGGUGACCGCGCUGGCCGGUGAUGGUGAGAACGUAGCGAAGUUGGAGAAGGCAGAUAUUCUGGAGUUGACGGUGCGUCACUUGCACAAACUUCAGCGUCAACAACGUCUCUCGGCGAAUCCGGUGAUCGACGCAGACCGCUUCCGUGCCGGCUACACACACUGCGCGAACGAAGUCAGUCGCUGCUUAGCAGCCACUCCUGGCGUUGACGUUGCCCUUGGCACCAAACUGAUGACACAUCUCGGACAUAAACUCAACUCUAUGGACAAAACCGGUCCGUUGACCAUCCACGUAACCGCGCCACAGUCCUCGCCAUCACCCACCAGCGAACUCAGCGCCGAUGAGUAUCCGAUGCCGUUGACGCCAGCGUCCAGCCAACCAUCCCCGGUACGAACCGACAUCGAUACUGUCUCCCAGAGCCACCAGGGUCUCCUGCAGGUAGCUAAGCCGAACGAACCCAUCUGGCGGCCCUGGUAAACUUCUGC
This is a messenger RNA of Atta colombica, 843 nucleotides long. RefSeq names its product enhancer of split mgamma protein-like. Gene Ontology annotation, biological process: anterior/posterior pattern specification; regulation of neurogenesis; regulation of transcription by RNA polymerase II. The record is from RefSeq and is a predicted model, not a curated record. Gene Ontology annotation, molecular function: protein dimerization activity; RNA polymerase II cis-regulatory region sequence-specific DNA binding; DNA-binding transcription factor activity, RNA polymerase II-specific. Bases 212 to 835 code for a protein of 207 amino acids. The transcript has 2 exons. Gene Ontology annotation, cellular component: nucleus. NCBI's taxonomy places the organism in Eukaryota, Metazoa, Arthropoda, Insecta, Hymenoptera, Formicidae.